This is a messenger RNA of Lasiosphaeria miniovina, 1887 nucleotides long. RefSeq lists its product as uncharacterized. The coding region runs from base 439 to 1695 and encodes 418 amino acids. Lineage: Eukaryota; Fungi; Ascomycota; Sordariomycetes; Sordariales; Lasiosphaeriaceae. The transcript has 4 exons. Gene Ontology annotation, molecular function: oxysterol binding. The record is from RefSeq and is a predicted model, not a curated record. Gene Ontology annotation, cellular component: intracellular membrane-bounded organelle; cytosol; membrane.
ACCUAGUUCGCAUAUGUACCCAGGGAUAGCUUCAGACAAAAGAGGGGUCCUCGGGACACGGCACGGGCAGCUUUACAACUUGCUCAUGCAGUUUCGCAGUACAGUAUCCAGGUUCCUGCACGUUUACAGUGCCUACAACCAACUGUACAGAUACUUAGGUAUCCCUGUUUCCGCUACUCAUAAUCCGAAGAGACUUACGGCGUCUCGAAUCCUCAUACUUCCUCGAAGAGAGCGACAUCCGAGCCCGACAGCCCACGACCUCUUUAAGACACCCCAGGAACGCCCCUUAAAGACCUAUUGGAUUGAAACGUGACCCCCCGAGCGCAAAUAUCGAGCCAGCCUCUAUACCAAGUCGAACGAGACGAGACGCCUACCUUAGUCUCGGCUUCUAAAUUCAGCGGAACGGUCGUCUCUUCAUUUAUCUAACGACGCGAAGCCAUGGAAUCCGGAGCACCUUCGCAACAGCAACAGUCCAAUGGAGGAGGUAGCUGGGGUGCUUUCCUCAAGUCUAUCGCGUCCUUCAACGGUGAUCUUGCCAGUCUUACGGCUCCACCGUUUAUUCUAUCAUCGACAAGUUUGACCGAGUUCAGCUCGUACUGGGCAGAACACCCCUCCAUCUUCGCGAAUCCCGCCCAAGAACCUGAUGCCGCCAAAAGGGCCCUCUCUGUACUCAAGUGGUUUCUCACAACGCUGAAGCAGCAGUAUGCCAGCCGAAGUGAGCAGUAUGGCAAUGAAAAGAAGCCACUCAAUCCCUUUCUCGGGGAGCUGUUUCUUGGGAAAUGGGAGGACGAAGCCGGGACGACAGAACUGAUCAGCGAACAAGUCAGCCACCAUCCACCAGCAACCGCGUAUUGCAUCACCAAUUUACCCAGCGGUGUUCGUCUUGAGGGAUAUAAUGCUCAAAAGGCAUCCUUCUCGAAAACGAUCAAUAUCAAACAGAUAGGCCAUGCCGUUCUGACAGCUCCAUCGCCAUUUUCAACAGAGCCGGAUACCUACUUGAUUACUUUGCCAUCACUCCACAUUGAGGGUCUCAUCUUCGGCUCGCCGUUCAUCGAACUAGACGGUGCAUCUUACAUCACGUCAUCUACUGGUUUCACAGCCAAGAUUGACUAUAGUGGAAAGGGCUGGCUCUCUGGGAAAAAGAAUUCUUUCACCGCAACACUGUACCCGUCAGGCAAGGAGAAGGACGUGCUCUUCAACGUCUCUGGUCAAUGGACCAAGACCUUCGAAAUUCACUCGGGUGUGGCCAAACACAACAGCAAGGACAAUGUAGUGGGGUAUUGGGAUCCCUCGCAGGUCUCUACUACAAAACUGAUUGUCUCGCCUGUUGAGAAACAACACCCUCUAGAGUCGAGGCGGGCGUGGGCGAAGGUGGCGGCAGCCAUAGCCAAGGGAGAUCUAGACGCGGUAGGACAGGAGAAGAGCAAGAUCGAGAAUGCGCAGCGAGAAAUGCGUGCCAAAGAGAAAGCAGAAGGCCGCAACUGGGAAAGACAAUACUUCAACGCACGGUCAGAUGCCCCAGACCUUGUGCUCAGCAAGCUCGGACCUAUUGUCGGACUAGCAGAGCAUGGCGAUGCUGAGAAAACUGGUGGCGUUUGGCGAUUUGACCCCACCAAGACGGAGAAGGCAAACGAGCAACUCUCUCUCACCGAUGAUGACGCAAAGAAGAUUGCCAAGGAACUGCUGGGCCAGUGAGUCUCUAUCUAAUACACGAAUGGUUACUAUUUGGCGGCGAAGUCGUUGCCGAAUGUUUGAUAGUUAGAGCAUGUGUUAGCCGUAUUCGACCAAUUUUGAAGAUAAUGGCCUAGUAUAAAGUCUCAUUCGCUCACGCGGAUGGAUGUAUUCAUUGUUGGUGUGCUUUUCGUCUUGUGUCAUCAUAAAUGGACA